Molecule: messenger RNA, 4055 nt
Organism: Cladocopium goreaui
Lineage: Eukaryota; Dinophyceae; Suessiales; Symbiodiniaceae
Source: the annotation of a GenBank genome assembly
AUGGCAAUGUAUGUUGUGAAGAGAAGUGGGAAGAAGCAGGAGGUGAAGUUUGACAACAUCACCAAGCGCAUCCAGAACCUCUGCGAGGGCUUGGACUUGCAAUUCAUCGAUCCCGUGUUGAUCACACAGAAGGUGGUGGAGGGCUUCUACAAUGGCAUCUCAACUGCAGAGGUUGACACCUUGGCCGCAGAGACUUGCGCCUACAUGUCUGGAAAGCAUCCGGAUUUUUCAACCCUGGCUGCACGGAUCGCCGUGUCCAACCUCCACAAGAACACCUCGGAGUCCUUCGUCGAAACCUGCAGGGCCUUGCUGUUGUACAGAGAUCCCCAGGGCCGCUCUGCCGCGCUGCUGGCCGAGGACGUUUGGAAGUUUGUGGAGGCCAAUGGGGACCAGUUGGAUGCUGCCAUCGACUACAGUCGUGAUUUGGGGUAUGACUAUUUUGGUUUCAAAACCUUAGAGAGAUCCUACCUUCUGAGAAUCAACGACCAAAUCGUGGAGCGACCUCAGCAUAUGAUCAUGCGCGCUGCAUGUGGAAUCCAUUGCGGAGAUGUAGAGGCCACCAUAGAAAGUUAUGAUUUGAUGUCUCGGAAGUUCUUCACCCACGCGACGCCGACCUUGUUCAAUUCUGGCACUCCUAAACCUCAGAUGUCAUCGUGCUUCCUUUUAACUAUGAAGGAAGAUAGCAUCGAGGGCAUCUACGAUACCUUGAAACACUGCGCGGUGAUCUCUAAGUUCGCGGGGGGCAUCGGGGUGGCCAUCUCCAAUGUGCGCGCCAGCGGCUCCUACGUGCGGGGGACGAAUGGCAAGAGUAACGGCUUGAUCCCUAUGCUGAGGAACUUUAAUGAGACUGCCAGAUAUGUCGAUCAAGGUGGUGGGAAGCGCAAGGGUGCUUUCGCCAUGUACCUAGAGCCGUGGCACGCGGACGUUUAUGACUUCCUGGAGCUUCGUAAGAACCACGGGAAGGAGGAGCAACGUGCCAGGCGGAACAGCGGAACGGCGGAACGGGACCUGUUUUUUGGGCUCUGGGUGCCCGACCUUUUCAUGAAGCGUGCCUUGGAGACGAGUGUGAAGCAAAACGAAGACUGGACAUUGUUUUGUCCAAAUGAAGCGUUUGACCCCGAGACUGGCAAGGGCCUGAUGGAUGUUUGGGGCGAAGAGUUUGAAGCUUUGUACAGUCGCCUGGAACAGGAAGGCAAGGGUCGAAAGACCGUCAAAGCACAGCACCUGUGGUUUCGGAUUCUAGAGGCGCAGAUGGAGACGGGGACGCCUUACAUGCUGUACAAGGACCAUGCCAAUCGCAAGUCCAAUCAGCAGAACUUGGGGACCAUCCACUGCUCCAACCUCUGCAGUGAGAUCAUCGAGUACACGUCACCGGAUGAAGUGGCGGUCUGCAAUUUGGCAUCGCUUGCCUUACCGGCCUUUGCCAGUGCAGAUGGAAAGGACUUUGACUUUCAGAAGCUCUAUGCCGUCACCAAAGUUGUGACCCGAAAUCUCAACAAGGUCAUUGAUCGGAACUACUACCCCUUGGAGGAGGCAAAAAGGUCCAACCUGCGGCACAGACCCAUUGGUUUAGGCGUGCAAGGCUUGGCUGAUGUCUUCCUCAUGAUGAAGCUGCCCUUCGAGAGUCCUCAAGCUCGUCAGCUCAACGAGGACAUUUUCGAGACCAUCUACUUUGCUGCAUGUGAAGCCUCAUGUGAACUGGCAGAAGUGGAAGGUUCGUAUGAAACCUAUCCAGGCAGCCCCGCCAGCAAAGGGCUCCUGCAGUUCGACCUCUGGGGCGCGGAGCCGAGCGGUCGAUGGAAGUGGCCGGAGCUCAAAGCGAAGAUUGCGGAGAAGGGCCUCAGGAAUUCCUUGUUGGUCGCUCCAAUGCCUACCGCCUCCACGGCACAGAUCUUGGGAAACAACGAGUCCUUUGAGCCCUACACGCAGAAUCUCUAUGUUCGCAGGGUGCUCUCUGGGGAGUUUGUGCAGGUGAAUCGUCAUCUCCUCAAGGACCUCAUCUCCCGUGGUCUUUACAACGAGGACUUGCGCAUGCAGCUGAUUGCAGAGAACGGCAGCGUUCAGCGCCUGGAUCUGCCGGAGGAUCUCAAGGAUCUCUACAAAACCGUUUGGGAGAUCAAACAACGCGUGGUUUUGGACAUGGCCGCAGACCGUGGGAAGUACAUCGAUCAGUCACAGUCCUUGCCGUUUGACUGCAGGAAUAUCCACAUGGUCGAUGCCAGCACUGCCAAAUUGACCUCGAUGCACUUUCACGGCUGGGAGAAGGGCUUGAAGACUGGCAUGUACCUUGAAGGCUUCCACCUGCCAUAUGUGGAGUUUCCACCGCCUGUGUCGCAAGCCAUCGGAUGGUUAGAACCACAGAGGCUGAAACAUGCGCGCUUCGACCAUGGCAAGAACCAUCAGGACUGGGGCACCGGUGCCCAGGGUCAACGCCUUGGCGGCGCCGAUGUGGCGCCCAACGGCACCGACGCGCGCAGCGCGGCGCUGGCGGCCGCGGAGCGACGGCAGGCGCCACAGGGGGUGGCGCCAGAGAGAGCCAAGGAGAUGACGGAGCAGAGACAGAGAGAAGAAUUGUUGGGGCGUCUCAUUGAACAGUACCAGAGACGAGGUGAAGAGAUGCCCAUGGGUCUCAAGCUGGCCGCGGUGGAGCAGCUCAAACGACAUUUGGAGCCAAGACUCCCAUGGGCUAGCCUUUGCACAGUGGAGAACAGCUCCAGUGGACCCAUCGCCGGUGGUUUACAGCACUGGAUGGGUCCGUUGUUGGGUCGAUUGCGAAUGUAUUAUCUCCGGACCAAGGCUGCAGCAGAUGCCAUCAAGUUCACGGUAGAGGCCGUGAAACAGAAGGUGAAUUCCGACUCAGAAGAGACGGUGGCACCCCAGGUCCUGGAGAAUUUGGAGACUGCCGCGAUCCAAGCCUUGAACGGAGAGAAGCCCAAAUACUCCUGCGAAGCAUUCGGAACCAUUGACCCGCAGCGGGACCAGCAGCCGGUGCGGGCCAAAGUGUUUUUUUUGUCGUGGAACGAGGCAGGGUGCAGGGUGGAUAGCAAGGCUGGAUUUGGGUCUGGAUUCUGUUUGGACAAAAGGAUGGUGGAUCUGCUGCCUGCAGGGGUCAUCAGCCAUGGCCUUUAUGGUGGUGCCAAGUGGGUCCAGAACCAACCCACAGGGCAAAGCAAUUCCUGGGGCGUUUUGCGACCGGGCGCGCCAUUGAAUUUCACCUACCAGCCAGCUAUGGUGGGAGCAGGAUACAUCGCCUGCGAAGGCAAACGUGUCUGUGGUGCAACGAUGACUUCAGAUGGCUUUGGUCGUUGGUCUGUGCCAUCAGCGCGGGAUCUGGCGGAUGUUUUCAACAUGAUCAUUGCGAGCAACCACAGUUAUUGUCAAUACUUCGACAUGACCGUGGACCGCAUCUUUGAGCGUGUCAACGUCCUCGGCGCCGAAGUGCAUCGUUUAAACCUGGCCCUCAGCCGCAGUGCUGGAGCUGCCGAGACGGUGCGGCCAUCGGCGCGGGAGAACUUGCCGGUGCAGGGGCAGAUUGUGGAGGAAGCAAGGCAGCCUGGCGGGUGGCAACCUUUGCCGCCAUCAGCCGCGCUUCGCGAACACAGCGGACCGUGCAUGGCAACCGGAGGCGCCUGGGAAGCAAUGAAGUUCGCGCCGGGUCAACCCGUUCCAAAGCCCCCUCUUCAAAGACCGCAGACGGCAACCAGACCUGUCUCGAUGGCGGAUCGACGCGCUGCGGUUCCUGCCCCCGCUGCUCUCGGUGCUCCUGCUGCGGCUCCUAUGGGUCCUGCGGGUCCUGCGGGUCCUGCGGGUCCUGCGGGUCCUGCGGGUCCUGCGGCCAGUCCUUUCGGGCCUCCAGGGGCGCAACCAACACAGCCAGACCUGGCCAACGCCGCGACCCUAGCGGCGGAGCUGGACCUCUGCGCCGCGCGGCAGCCCUGGGUGGCCGGACGCCGCAAUCUGCCUGCUGGAGGCCGUUAAUGAUCGGAUCGCGAGCGAGCUGAAAACUUGAGAGAUGUGACCCGUGGAAACGCGUGGCUGGGUUUGUCCAGAAAAAG